GGGGCCUGACGAGGGUGUCAUAUGUGCUUGCUCCAGAACUGUAUCCAGUUUUGAGAAGCUUAUCUUUGUUUGUAAAUAAUAACCCAACUGUGCUGAUUAGGUUGUUCCAUGGUAAUUUGUUAUUUAUACACAGGAUGCAAAAAAUUGACAUCAUGGAGUUAAUCUGUUACAUAAGAAAUGCAUGGUAUAAUAUCCUGUCUACAUUUAAUGUGAUCCCCCGUGGCCUGCUGUUGACACUGGCCAUCUCUGCCCCUGCUGCCCAUUGGCACAGCAGCCAAAGCAGGAGGACCGCAAAGGGGAGGGCCGAGCGUCAGGCCCCCUCUCCUCCCUGCUGCAGAAGAUGUGUGCUCCUCUCGAGUGGGGACUGUUUGUGAAAGAGUCCAGAGCCGGAGCGGUCAAGUCUAAUUAUCAGGUGUUGUGAGCAGCAGCUUCUGUCCUAAGUGGACGUCCGUCUCCAUCUGAAGUGCAGCCGGAGAAGACUCUGUGAAGCGUGGAGGUCAGAGAGAGGGAGAGCGAGAGAGAUGGACACGUGCGCCUGCGCUUUGGAGCUGCUGGGGAUGCUGGUCUACGUCGGAGCGUGGCUGUGCGCUUUAGCCACCACUCUGUUACCGCAGUGGCUGACCAUGUCCACCGCUCUGCUGCCGGUGGAGAGCUACGAGCUGGGCCUGUGGGAGACGUGCGUGGUGCAGGACAUCGGGGGGAUGGAGUGCAGAGCUUACGACAGCCUGCUGGGCCUCUCCAGUGACCUCAAGCUGGCCCGCAUGUUCAUGUGCGCUUCCCUUGCUGUGGGCAUGCUGGGAAUGCUGGUAGCCAUACCUGGACUCCACCUGGUCAACAGCUGUAAAGAGCGCGGAGGCUGCAGGACCAAGAGGACUUUAACCAUCCUAGGAGGGGUACUGGGGAUGAUCUCUGGCGUGCUGUGUCUUAUCCCCGUGUCCUACAUGGCACAUUUAGCCGUGAUACAUUUCUUUGAUGACAAAGUGCCCGAUGUGGUGCCACGGUGGGAGUUUGGCGAUGCCUUGUUCUGCGGCUGGGCCGGAGGAUUUCUUCUCAUAGUGGCCGGGCUCCUCCUGGUCACCUCUUGCUUAUGCUCACAGGUGGAGCCUCAGCCUGUGCUGCAGAGGAGAUACCAGGUCAUGCAUACGGAUGUUUCCCUCAAGAAACGCUCGGAGUACGUUUAAGGGACGAAUCGUGAGAGAUUUACCAGAGUAGAGACUGACAGCACAUCACAAUCACCUGUAGAGCUGCACUUCAAACUGCUUUCAAGUAAUGAUGUGGUUUUAUAUCAGAGAUCCUGUGUAAGGGUUGCUUUAUCGCCUGAUUAAAUGAGACCUUGUAGACUACAACAAAUCCUCAGCGAAUUUGCAGCUAUUUUGAAUGAUUCACCUGCACAAUCCAACAUUGCAUUUUAAAGGUCCCGUGUCUAAGAUUGAGGGGGACAUAUGGGCAGAAAUUGAAUAUAAUAUGAUUGGCAUAAUGUUUUGACCAUUGUAGUUAGCAUCCUCCCUGCAACAUGCCAAACAGCACUGGAAAAAACACUUACUUGUAGUGUGAAACUGCUUUAUUCAGUGUUUUUACGUCUGAAUCACCUGGUUUGUUUGUUUUGGAGAGAAAGAGAGAAAAUUCGGCUCCCGAUAAAAAAACUCCUGAUUGUCUAGAUUUUAUGUUGUCAGAGAAAAAAGGGUGAUAGAACACCCGCCCAUCUCUGACAUGCCAAACAGCACUGGAGAAUGCUGUGUUUUAACAUAAAACUCCUUUAUUCAGUGGUUCAAGCUAUUUGAAUCACCUGAUUUAUUUGUUUUGUUGAGGAAGAAACCUUUGCAGAUAAUUCGGCUCCAAAUAAAGACUUCCUUAAUGUUUGGAUCACAAGUUGUCAGAGAAAAAAGGUGAGAAUAUAUGAGCAUGAGGUAAGACAGCUGCCCAUCUCCGAGAAGCCAAACAGUAUUGGAGGAAACAUGACUUUUAAUGUGAAACUGCUUUAUUUUGUGUUUUUACUGGUUUUG
Plectropomus leopardus (leopard coralgrouper) is the source of this 2003-nucleotide messenger RNA. Its product is annotated as claudin-24-like. Lineage: Eukaryota; Metazoa; Chordata; Actinopteri; Perciformes; Serranidae. Gene Ontology annotation, cellular component: membrane; bicellular tight junction. The record is from RefSeq and is a predicted model, not a curated record. Gene Ontology annotation, molecular function: structural molecule activity.